Messenger RNA from Xyrichtys novacula (pearly razorfish), 12048 nucleotides. The record is from the annotation of a GenBank genome assembly. Lineage: Eukaryota; Metazoa; Chordata; Actinopteri; Labriformes; Labridae.
AUGUCUGUGGUUAGGAGAACCUGCCAAGACCAUGGUCAGGCAUUUAGAGGGAAAGUUGCAGAGUAAUUAUAGAGUAGGUUCAGUCUAUGCAGAGAAACGUACCAUUUGGAGAGAAGUGACUACUGAAAACAGACUGGUACAUCCUCUCUGUCCCUCCUCUUCUUGUGGGACAGGCUCAAGGAACUUAUAGUCAAAAACACUUGAGGCAGACAGAAAGAAGGCUCCAUACACUUGAAUAGCAAAGGUUGCCGAUGAGCCCAUAAUACGAAGGUAAGAAAAGUUUAACUAUUAGGGCAGAAAGUAGAUAAUAUAAUACAGCAACACUUUCGUAAAGCUUUUCUGUGUUAUUUUUUUCUGUUAUUUGCAUUGAGAGAAAAAAAAUAUAUUUUUGUUUUUUGCUGUUUGAAUUUCAUAUUGAGUAUUGAGUUUCACACUUAAAUCGAUGCAUGGGGAGAAUACCAUUUGAUGUGUUGUGUAACGUAAUCAGGCAGAAAUUUGAGGGUUCAAAUUAUUUGUGUACAUUUUAGGAUAAUAAGACUGAACUUUUUCAGAGCCCAGUGUUUGGAAUAUAUCUGACAGUAUUACUGUUGGUCUUCUAGGUCAAAGCACUGAAGAGCAGCGUAUCCCCAACUACCUUGGGGUUGACGGCAAUUACCCAUCAGACGUGGACUACCUAAACUGUGUGGAUAGUUUCCAAAACGGUGCCACCAUUAAGCGGCUAAGCCUUAAGAGGAGGCCCAGAGUGGCCGUCAGUCAUGUGGAAAAACCACAGAGUGGUAUUUCAACCAGCCAGUGGCAUUCUGCAGAAUCCUUGUCAUCAUCCACUAGUGAUGAUACAAGACUACUGGGAAUGUCCUCUACAACCAGAGGUCGACCUCCUCUUCCUCCACCACAUGGCUUGUUAUUGGACCACAAACUCUCAAGGAAUGAAGGACCAACAUCCUCUCAAAUGCUUACUGAGUCAAAGCCUCAACCUGCUGCAAGAUCCCUUAAUUUACAAAGACAAAACCCUGUGGUGGAAAAGACCACAGCGGAGAUCCACAGUGCCUCAGAUCAGGAGAUACCGAGCCAACCUCCACCUCAGCCAUAUCCCAGGCGACGACUGGCCAGCUUUGGAGGUGUGAGCUCACCUGGGUCGCUUUCCCCCUUCACCGGCCUGGGCGCAUAUAAUCAAAACAACAAUGGGAACAAGCCUACAAGCACAGCAAGUGAUAUGCAUAUCCAUCUUAGCUCAUCCCUGGGUGGUAGAGGCAGCAUAGGAUGCCUCAAGCUAAGCCCACAGAGCUCUGGUAGAUCCACCCCAGUUGCAAGUCUCGGGAGCCAAAUGCACCUGCAGCAUGUCCGUGACCAGAUGGUGGUUGCUCUGCAGAGGCUUAAGGAGCUUGAAGAGCAGGUGAAAAUCAUCCCCAUCCUUCAGGUAAAGAUAUCAGUCCUUCAGGAGGAAAAGCGGCAAUUGGUCUCCCAGCUCAAGAAUGUGGGUGACAGUGAUGAAGACAUAACGGAAGACAUCUGGAAGAGGGUGCGUAGCAUUGAGAGAUCUGACACUGAGAACAAGUUAAAUACAGAAGAAAGGAUGGAGGGAAUAGAAAAAACUUUCUGCUCUGAUUUCAGUGAGUUCAGGCAACUGACCAAAGAGAUGCAGGCAUUGGAGUCGACCAUCAAGGGUGAAUAUGUGCCGGCACGUCACGGAAAAGCCCAAAGACCUCUUCAUGAUAAGACUUUUAAGUCAGUUGCAGUUGGAACUGAUGGAGAUAUAGACAUAACUUCCUCUAAAGCCACAAAAGAAAGCAAAUACACUCACACUGAUCGAGUACAGGUGAGGUCUAUUGGAACAGAUGUUUCUGAAGUCAAUCUUGGCAUUUACAAGGAACGGGAAGCAGAGCUUGACACCCAACAGCUAAUAAUUGGAACCUUAAAGGAGAGAAUUUGUUACCUGGAGGCAGAGUUGAAAGAAUCAGCUCUGCAGAAUGAGAUGAGCCGUCUGAAAUUGGAGCUCCAGGCUGCAGGAGCCAGGAACAGAGCUGAUAAAGCCUCUUUUGCUCAGCCAUCCACCAUGAGCAUCGGCGUAGAGGCAAGGCCCCACACCACUAGCCAGGGAGUCGGUAAUCAUACCGAACUCCGAGAUGCCAGCACAGGAGAGGCAAUUGAGGUGAGGACUGUGGGAGUGUCCUGUUGUGGGCCUGCAUUGAAGAAUGUUAGUGCAGGACCAGAUGUUCCCAUGAACCACUGGGAGGUCAGGGAGCGAGUGAAGACUUUGGACAAAGGCGUUGGGAUCCAAGUUUCUACCAACACACAAGGAGUUGGGGUGGAAGUAAAAUUCAGUGACAUGGAAACCAACACUGAUGUGCCAGUGGAGAAUCUGUGGUCUGAGAAAAGAAAGAUCAAGAAUCGCUCAGUAGCUUGUGGGGAGUGUUCGGUUGACGUGGAAGUGGUUUCUCAAGGUAUUUCAACAGACAAAGUUCGAGGGGUGGAUCUGGGGAUCAUGGCAUCUCCUCAGACAACUUCCCAGCGCACCAACACCGUAUCCAGCUCAGUGUCUCGCUUUACCAACACCAGACAUGCCUUCAAUACUGACUCUAGCACUAAUACCAUCCUGAGUACCCAAGACAAGCACACCAACACCACCCAAACUGCUACUAGGACAGUGUCAGUGGGUAACAGGGUCAAAGAUAUCAAAAGCAGCCCAGAGAUGCGCACUAUUGGUGUGGGAACUGGGAAUCUGUUUGAAGGGGCCUUGAAACAAACACCAGGGAUGGUCAUGAAGGUUACCCGUGACACUGGUGUUGGAUUAACCAACAUCUAUGAUAAUUUCCUUGUUGGGUUGAAAACACGAAAUAUGGCCUCUGGACCAUCCCAUCUACCUGACCCCAUUAAGACAAGGAGUAUCGGCGUAGGAGAAGGGAGGGUACGAGAGUUUUCUGUUCAAUCAAACAAGCUUGGCCAGAUGUUCCAGCAGUCUUCACAGUCCAAGUGGGAACCGGAGCUGAACCAUUACAUAGAGAAGAUGCAGUGGCUCCUCAGAGAGCAUGGAGACCUCCUCACAGAAGACUGCACUCCACAGACAGAGGAGUUUGUCCCGCAGCAAAGAAGCCAAGAAAGUACCCCUUUAAAGCUGUCCUGCAUUGGCAAAGCUGCAGCGCAAGAAGAACCAGAAGACCAUGCAGUAGAUGCUUAUCCACUAGGUAACACUACAGAGAUUUCAUAAUAAGCAUAACAGGCACUGUGUGGUAUUAGAUUCUAGCGAUAGAGAUAAAAAAACUACCUUUUCUUUUGACCAUAGAAAGACCUUUUCCUUUGAUCAUUUCCUUCAGUUGCUUUUCUUUCAUCUUUAGAUAUAUCAAAGAAAAAAGUUGAGCAACUGAAAAAAAAAAGUCUCUUUAAAGUGACUUUCUCCAGUGAAAACAUAUUUAAAAAAAAUAGGUGUUGAAAGACAGGUUUCACAGGUACUCUUACAAUUUUUAAAAUUUUCUUCUGAAAGUUUCUAAAAACCUUUUUUUGAGUCCUGUUUUUUGGUGAAAAUAUGUUGAUGAAAUAAAAUCUGCCUUGGAUAGUGUUUCUGAGGUAUCCUGUUUUUUGGGUUCUUUUUAAAAGCAGGUGAAAAGUCUCCAUAGAGUUUCUUAGGAUGGCAUUUUCCCUUUUCUAUUUGUGAAAGCAGGUGGAAAAUUAAAUUUUUACAUGUAAAACAAUGUAGUUGUUGCUGCAAUAUUCAAGUUAACCACAAGAGGCAGAAGCAAACCACUUGCCCAUGCGUUGAGUUGGACUUGAUGCACGUCUUUUUGAUUGGAAUCAAAUGGUAAAAGAUAACUUACUUAGCUACAAACCUCAAAGUUAUCAAAGUAGAAAGUGCCAACUGAUUUUUUUCCAAUAGUUCUACUUGUGGUAAAAAAAUGAGAUUUACAAAUCAAAUCAAUCUUUGUUUUACCAAACUCAUAGGGUGCCUUUUAUGAUGGCAAUGAAUCGAUCAUCAUGCAGGAGUGUUGUGCCGCCUUGUUUUGACAUAGGCGUAUUGUGAGAAUAAAAAAAUGCACCCUUUAAUUGUAACUCUCCUAAUAACCUGUUUUUGUCAAAGUCUCCAGAGAUAUCCCGUCUAAACUUGUGGAGGAGUCCUCCGAAUGUGAGAAAGCUGAAAAGGAAUUCUUACAACGAGACGGCAAUGAGGUGAAAAAGAUGAUUCAGAUGUUAGAACAACAGGCAUCCUCAGCUCGUCAAGGUAAACAUGUGUAUCUCUGUGUAUUGGUACAAUGGGCGAGAAUAUCGCCUGUGUUAAAGCUGUCCAAUUUAAAAAUAUACUCCACUUUCAGACAACUCCCUAGCCCCAGUUUAACUCUUGUGAGGUUGAGAGGAAGUGGCUGCCUUUGGCUUGGCACGUUGGCUUUUGUUAGGGAUACACACUUGCAAUGUUUGGAAUGAAAUCUGGUUUUGGAAGGCGCCUCGUACCACAUACCAGUUUGUGGCCGAGGGUCUAAAAUUGAAUGGCUGCGUAGGAGGGGCUGGUGUCAGAGAGAGCGUUCUCAUUUGGAAUGAAGCCUUUUGGUUUGUAAGAAUAUGUUAACUCGCACAGACAUGGCAGAUGACAGAAAGAUGAAUGAAGUAUGAAACAGGGCUGUACAGCCAUGGAAAAACUAGAACUCUGAUUUUAUACAUGAAUAUAUAACAGACAGAUGACAUGUAUUAAAAUCUGUUUACUUAUCUCACGCUAUAGGUGUUUCAUUCAGUUUGAUUAAAUCAUAAGUGUCUGUGUUGGAUGUGCUUGUAUGUAGGCAGACAGGUGUAUUAAACCUCUGUGGAUGAUUGGCCGGGUCAUGGUUUUCCCUCAUAAUUGGCUGGGAGAUGACGUCAGCCAGCCGCAUAACUAUUUGUUCUGAAUCUGCAUUUGUUUUUAUUAUUUAGAGGUAAAUUCCUAGUUUAGUUAAAAUUGUUUUUCUCGUCUUUUGUUCGUUAGUGUUUUGUUUGUUAGUGAUUGUACUUCGGUUUCUUUGAUUUCUGAAUUUAGUUUGUUCUUUGUUUUUUUUUAGCCUCGAUUCACCCUGAAGGUAAAUUCUAAUCAGUUUUUUCAUUUUUAUUAACUAAUCUAAUAUUUGUGAACAAAUAGUUUUGUUGUAUUUCUUCAACUAUUCGUUCUUGUGGCUGCUUGGGGAUGAUGAGGGGAAUGGGUCUUUUCAUGUUGUGGAAUAACAACUCUGACGGCAGCUCCAUCUGACCUCAUGAAGAGUAGAGAGGUCAGAUGGAGCAACAUAAACCACAUGAGCUUUAGUGAAAAAUGCAAUUGGAUAACUUGUGCAUAGUGAGUAAUUUCCAUCAAUGAUAAGCGUCAGAAGCUCUUGCAGCGAUUUCAGAUAGAUGCAACUAUAAGUGUAAUCAAUGCACGUGCACACAUUGCAGGUGCAAUUCAAACCAUUAAGAAUCAGUUUUGCCAACCUAGCAACUUUGUCGCUAGAUUUAGCGACUUUUCUGACCCCCCUAGCGACUUACUUUCAAGAAAGCGCCUAGCGACAAACCAAGCGACUUUUUCUGGAGUUCAGAGACUCUAACAUGAAAGCAGGUAUUAGAUGUUACUCUUCUCAACGGGCAGCUGGUGUGCAUCAAGAACACAGACACAGACACCCUGAGGAAGCGAGGAAGAAUUUGACUGAAAAAUUAUGAAAAUUAGGAGAUGACGUCAUCUAGCGACUUUUACGACAGCCACUAGCGACUUUCCUUACUGAACAACACUGUUAAGAAUCAAAGUGUGCUUCCCUGUUAUUUUGCAGAAAAGUCAGCUAAUGCUGCCGUCCUGCGGCCUGUAAGGAAGAAAUCAAGUGGGGACCAAGGCUGCAGCAGCAACAGGAAGAAUAUGAAGUUCAUGGAGGUGACAACAGGGUAACAAAAUCACAUCUUAACGUUUUUCAAAACGAGUGAAGGACUUUGUAUUCCCAGUAUUAAUGCUCAUGCUACCUCUUCAGAUUGGACCCUGUCUCGUCUUACUUGCUCUCUGCAAGUGAGAAGGAUAACUCUGGGGAAACCGACAGAAAAGUGAACAAAAAACUCAAGGAUGCUUCUCAGGAUGGAGCGCAAUCAAGAAAAGGAAGAAGCGGCUCCGGCAAGGGGUCAAAAGGGUCAACAAGAACACAGCUGCAACAAAGGUAAUGCAAGAGUCCAGGCUUUUUUGGAAGUCAGCUGAGGCACCCAUGAAUCUUGUUUGAGAGCUUCAUCUCUAACCUGCAGUAUUUUAUUCCUUCAAGGUGCAGGUUGAGUGAGAAGAUGUUUUCUGCUUGUCAAGCCCUGAAAAAGCACCUGAGUAAUGAGACAACAUUAUCCGACAGAGAUUUGGUAUGUUUUUGCUCUCUGCGUUCACUGUGAGGACCAGAAGGUUACUAUUUCUGUGUGUGUGUGCGUGCGUGCGUUCGUUUGUUCUUUCAUGCGUGCGUGUGUGUGUGCACGUUAAAUGGUAUGUCAGCGGAUGGGUGUGGAGAGAUGGGUGUACUGAAGUAUGUCAUUUUAUAAGAAAUGACUUUGGCAUUGAAAAUGCAAAGCACAGGAAUGUGUCAGCUCUGCAAUUUUCCGUCAUUGUGUUUGUCUUCAGCUUGAGAACAACGUUUUUUUGUUCAGGGAAGACGCUCCUCUCUUUCUCGAUAAACUGGUAAACAGAUAGAGGGACGGAGAAUUCAAAGGAGGCAUAUGAAAAAAGACUGUAAAGACCUGAUAAUGAUACCUGAAACGCAGUGAAAGCUCUCACUUCGAAGGAUUUAUUGAAGACAGAGUCACAGGCUGUUUCAAUUCUGUCUCGGUAUUUACUUGGUUAUGCUCAUUGUCUCCUUUCAUUCCAGUCCCUGUCAUUCAGACGCUCUUAUCUAUCUCAAAGCAGUACUUUAAAUUACUUUUGCAACUUUCAAGGUAUGCAUAAAAACAUUUCUGUAUACUUACACCCGUGUUUUUGUCUUCUUUGUGGCUUGCAGCACGACUGUCUUCAAACUCUCCAGCAGGAUUGGUUCUCCGUGUCCAGUCACAAGUCAGCUGCUCCCGACACCGUACAGGAUUACCUGUCUACGUUUCGGGUUAUUGCACCCUCUGUGUUGCAGCAUAUAUCCAACAUGGCCGACAGCAACGGAAACACAGCUCUGCACUACAGCGUGUCUCACUCCAACUUUGGCAUUGUGAAGAAACUGCUUGAUGCAGGUCCAGUAUCAAUCUCUGUUUUUACUAGGGCUAGGCCAGGGGUCGGCAACCCGCGGCUCUGGAGCCGCAUGCGGCUCUUUCCUCCCUAAGCUGCGGCUCCCAAUGGAUUUGGAAAAUAAAUAAUAAAUACUUAAUUGCAUUUUAUUUUAUUUUAUUAUUAUUAUUUUUUUUGUAAUUCUAAAUUCAAAGAUUAUAAUGCUCUUGUAACAUUAAAUAAACUAUUAAGGCUGCAACAACGAAUCGAUUAAGUAGAUUCGUCGUGACGAAAAAAUCCGUUGCCAACAAAUUCUGUAAUCGAUUCGUCGGGUCUUUAUAUAUGUCCAUGGACACCGGCGUGUGAACAUCAGCAGGACACACAGAAAAGAAACAGCCAUGGCCGAGGCAGCGGCUGAGAAAAACAUGGUCACAACCCAACCCAAAUCCCGAUCUAAAACAUCAGUGGUGUGGGAAAACUUCACCAAGACUGAAAAGGAAGGCGUUCAGUGCAACAUUUGCAAAGACCGUUUUGCAUGGCUCGGGAGUACAUCGAUGAUGCGUGAGCACAGGGCUCUCAAGUCUCAUGCAUUCAGCGUUUGACACACGCAUUCCCACUCGUUCACACGCUCACACACCACACAUUGUAUUUCUCACGCACUCAAAUGAACACGGUGAUGUCCACCAAGUUGCACUUCUUUAACUAUGGAACAGGAAGAAAUCAGCUGAGUUUCUCCGAGAGUUCAGAAGCUGCGUGCCACACACAAGCCAAUCAAAUAAAGUAUAUCUACUGAACAGCCAAUCAAAAAGCAGCAUUGCUGUAUCCGGGUAGAUUUUGAUAUCUUGCGGUUUAACUACAGAAGAAGACAGACACUCGCCGAAAUAGUUCAUUUAUUUCAUAAAUGCAACUCGCUACAGUUUUUUAUAUACUUUGUAUAAAGGUAAAAAAAAAAAGAUAUAUGCAAUGUUAUCUUCAUUUUAGAUGUCAAAGAGGUUUUGUGGCUCCCUGUGUUUUCUUUUCUGUGGGAAACUGGUCCAAGUGGCUCUUUGAGUGUUUAAGGUUGCCGACCCCUGGGCUAGGCGAUAUGGCCUUAAAUCAAUAUCACGAUAUAUUGAGCAGUUCACCUCGAUAACGAUAAAUGGAGGAUAACUACUCCACAAGCUGUUCACCCCCUCCCACAUUAACUUCGUCUACUUUAGCCGCCGCUCCAGCCGCUACAACUUUUGAACUGUCCUCCAUCUCCUCACCUGUCUGUCCCUCUUUGUUAUGGACUGGAUGGCGUGGAAUCACGUCUCUGGCAAAAUGGCCUUGGUUAUUGUGGUAAAUUUCGGUAUCAGUAAAUUUUCGGUUUAUCGCCCAGCCCUAGUUUUUACUGCGUUUCACCACUUCAACCCCCAAAUGUCGGGGGGUGUCGAGGUCAAAUGUCACUUUGACCUUCAAGCUGUCACGACAUAAUGACAAACAUUAUCCUUAAAACACCAGAAAUAAGAAAGGGACUCAGUGCAGAUUCAAAACCUGAAGUCAAUUCUGUAUUUUAUUCACCCCUGUAUUCAACUCACAUAUCGAUCUUGUUGUUUGUCAAGUCACAGCCUGGAGCUGGCUCAGACCUCUUGACCCCUUCACAGGGUGCCCGUCUCAUCUGUGUUAAAUCACAAAUCGAAUCACAUCCAGCCUUAAUGUCCAGAUACAACCUAUACGUUUAUCCCAUUCAGACUGAAUUGACAGAAUUUGUCUUCUCAGUUCAGUUGUUUGUUAUUUUAAUUUGAUGCCUCGGAUCAAAGCAAGAAAAACUAAAACCUUUAGAAUCGACAUUUAGUCUGAAAAAUGCAAAGUUUGCAGAUGUACUAUCAUUAUAAAACCUGCCAUAGUCAGCACUUGUGGAAAAGUUAGUAUUAAAAAUGUCACAAAUAAACACUUCAAUAUAAUUUCUCUCUCUUCUCUGCAGAGGUGUGUAACGUAAACCAGCAGAACAAAGCAGGAUACACACCCGUCAUGCUGGCUGCACUGGCAGCUGUGGAGAGUCCAGAGGAUAUGAAAGUUGUUGAGCAGCUCCUCGCCAAAGGAGACGUCAACGCCAAGGCCAGCCAGGUCAGUCUGUGACUCCUCUGAACUCUGUCCAGAAUUUAAAAAAAAAACAUAGUUUGGAUUAUUAUUACAGUGAAUGGGUGAAUAAGAAAGUCAAGUUUUAUUUUUAAACCAGUUCAGUUUCAGCUCUCAGGCUCAUUCCUAACUGGUUUGCGUGGUAUUAUUACAACUAAUUAUCCUGGAGUGAAUGUGCACCCCACAUAAACCAAGAAACCAAAGAAAAGUUUGUUCUGAAACUUUAAGAAGAGGUGUAUUUAUCUUCUUCUUCAACAUUUAAUAAUGUAUUUUUGCCAUGCUUAAUAAUACCCUCAUUAAAGGCUCAAUAUAGGCUAUGUAAUUUGCUCCUGAUCCAAGAAAAACAUUUACAGAAGAAUCUCCUUUCAAAAACCUCCUCCAAAGCCAAACCUUGAUUAAUAGCCUCUCAUUAUGAACGUGUUAGAGGUUUUUUUUUUAAGCAUAGUUGUUAUUGCAUGUUUUGCAAAAUUGUGCACCACUUGAAAACUUAAAAUUACACUUGCAAUUCAUCAAAAUUGCCUCAACAAUAUUGCCUUGUAAUUAGCUCAAAAUGAAGUAGAAAAGCACAAGAUGACUGAAAGUAAAUUGCAGCAUAAUGGAGUUCAAUAACUCAGAUGGAUGUACAUUAUACUUACACAGACUUUAGAAAGAUUGAUCUGUUUCAAUCCAAUAAUAUUAUUGAUUGAGACAGCAUCCUCUACUUAAUUUCCUGCGUUUGAUUCGUACUCUCUGCCCUCCAGGCCGGUCAGACGGCUCUGAUGCUGGCUGUGAGCCACGGCAGGAUGGACAUGGUGCGUGCACUCCUGGCCCAGGGGGCGGAGGUCAACCUGCAGGAUGACGAGGGCUCCUCUGCGCUGAUGUGUGCCAGCGAGCACGGCCACGCUGAGAUGGUCCGCCUCCUGCUGGCACAGCCGGACUGCGAUGCCUCUCUGACUGACAGUGUAUGUGAGUCAUUGCUGCCACUUUUGUGCAGAUUGUGCAAGCCCCGAUUGUUUCAAGCUGUGAAGCAAAGAGCACUCUCACCUCCUGUCAAUUACAAAGAGAGGAGUAAAGCUGUCUCAAGGAGCCUCCAUUGAGGAUGUCAGAGAAACAAGGUGGAGGAGCUGUGCCAAGAUUUCUUCACCUGUGAAUGCACAAAAUCCACUUCAGCUCAAUUCCAACAACUUUAUUUUACCUCUCAGGAGAAUUGGUGCUGGUCUGAUGAUAAAAUAUGUAAAUAACUGCAACAAACAGUCAACAAUAAAUCAUAAAUAAGAGCUAAACUGUAAACCCAGGCUUUUAUAUUACAUUGGACAUGGUCACUGUGGUGUACUUCCAAAUUUCAGAGUCCCAGCGAGUCUUGUUUUUAAGCCAAGUGAGCAUAUUUGUACAAGGGGGCUUGCCCAGGACUAUUUUUAGUUAGCAGCAGUCAGUAAGGCUAGCUUGGUUAGCUAAUUAUAAUUUGGGUGAUUACUCCUUCUGGACGUGAAAAGGCUUUAAAUGAAAUGUGCUCAUGAAUGAAUGAAUGAAUGAAUGACCCUGAAGUUGCCACUAGCAGAGUUUGCUUUGCCUUAAGAGCGUAAUACACAGACUGUAAGUGACAGAGACAUCAACAGCCACACAAAACCACACAUAAUCAACAUUAGAGAAAGAAAUACUGCACACUCCUAUCUAACCUUAUCCAGGUAAGACCUCCCCUUAACACUGGAUACAAGCUCAACUUCAAAAUAGCACUGUCAGCGUUACAAUGUCCUCAAAAAACAAGAUACACAGUUGAGCCCUUGCAAAUCUUACAUCAGUUUUAAUUUGUAACUACAGGGGGACAUGGAGGAAUGUCUUCUUAAUCAAUUCUUUUUUUUUAUUGUUUUUAAAAUCAUUGAGUUGUUUACCCACCAGUCUUUUAAAUUGCGUUAUCGGAGUCCCCUGAUUCGUCUCAUUGACAACGAACUAUCAGAGUGACGUCAUCUGCAGAUUAAGUCGCUGUACUGUUAUCCUGAAGAUAAGCGCAGUGAUUGGUAUACAACACAAACAACAAAGGUAUGAGGACGCAGCCCUGUGGUACUCCAGUAAGAGUGUUGAUAAGUGUGUUUUCUAAAGUUUUUAAACAUAGUUAAAACUGUCACCACUUUGCUGAAUGCAAAUUGCAAAAUGGACAACUUUACUUUUAAUUUUAGAGUUUCAAUGAGAUAAAGUCAUUUGAAAUGUUUAAAAAAAAAACUUAAUUUCGGAAAAGGGUUUAAAAUAUUUCAGUUUGGGGGGCAUGAUCAGAGAAGAACUGCACAGAACUUUUAAUGUGUUACUCCCUCUGAUCUCUGGAUUUUCUUGUUUGAUAUUAUUCAUACGUGGUGUUUGAUACACAAAGUGAACUUGUGCAAGCAGUUUGGGCCAUAUACUGUAAAGAAAGCUAUUUUUUGCAGGUAACUUACAAUGUAGAAACUCUCAUUUUUCAUCGACUUGUAUCCCAGUGGAGCUGCCUCCUCCUGACUGUUUAGGGAAUACUAAACGAUCAUCUACUUCCCUCGCACAGUCUCUUUGCACAGUAACCAGCAGAAUCUCUCAUAAUGUUUCAAAGUUUGUGUGUUCACAGGAUGACAGCACGGCCCUGUCCAUCGCUCUGGAGGCCGGACAUCAUGACAUUGCAGUGCUUCUUUAUGCACACAGCAACUUCUCCAAAGGACAGACAGGGGUAGGAGGAUUACAGUGUUUUCUUUCACAUUUAUACCAAGUAUAGCUGAGGAAAGUGCAUCGUAAUUUAUUGUUUGUGUGUCUCUGUGUCUUUACAGGCAGCCGCUCGUCACCGGUCACUCUCCAGUUCAAGUGGUAGAAACAUCUCUGAAUGA